Messenger RNA from Nerophis lumbriciformis (worm pipefish), 1258 nucleotides. RefSeq names its product apolipoprotein A-Ib (gene apoa1b). Gene Ontology annotation, biological process: cholesterol efflux; phospholipid efflux; lipoprotein metabolic process. NCBI's taxonomy places the organism in Eukaryota, Metazoa, Chordata, Actinopteri, Syngnathiformes, Syngnathidae. Gene Ontology annotation, molecular function: phosphatidylcholine-sterol O-acyltransferase activator activity; phospholipid binding; cholesterol transfer activity. The record is from RefSeq and is a predicted model, not a curated record. Gene Ontology annotation, cellular component: extracellular vesicle; low-density lipoprotein particle; very-low-density lipoprotein particle.
CACGCGAGGACUCAUCCCUUAUCCGAGCGCUAUAUAAGGUGGCCUUCUGCUCGAGUUGUUCAGUCUCCUCACCAACUUGACCAGACCUCCAUCAUGAAGUUUGUUGUUCUCGCACUGGCCCUCCUGCUGGCCAUUGGCUCCCAGGCUGCUUCCCUGCAGGCUGAUGCCCCCUCCCAGCUGGCUCAUGUCCGGGCUGCAGCUGAUGUCUACCUGACUCAGAUUAAGGAAAGUGCAAAGAAAGCCCUGGAGAAUCUUGACGAAACCGAGUACAAAGACUUGAAAGUCCAGCUUGUCCAGCGCCUGGACGACUUCCACAUUCAGCUCAAGGCACUGCAGGAUUCCGUUUCUCCCAUGACUGACAGCGUUGUCGGUACCAUCUCCGACGCCGUUCAGCCAAUCCGUGAUAGUAUCGCCAACGAUAUUAAGGAGUUGAAGGAAAAACUUGCUCCCCAACAAGCUGAACUGAAGAAGGUCGUUGACAAACACAUCGAAGAGUACCGUGCUCUUCUGCAGCCCGUGAUCGCCGAAUACCAGGCGAAACACACUGCUGAGAUGGACGCUCUGAAAGCCAAGUUGGAGCCCAUCAUGGCCCAACUUCAAGAGAAGGUGUCCGUCAACGUUGAGGAGACCAAGGCCAAACUCAUGCCCAUGGUCGAGGCUGUCCGUGAAAAGGUUUACACACAGCUGGAGACGUUGAAGGCUAUGGUUGAGCCCUACGUGAAUGAAUACAAAGAACAGAUGAAGCAAGCCUACGGCCAAGCACAGUCCAUCAGCGCGGACGACCUCACUGCUCUGAAAGAGAAGAUUACACCUUUGGCUGCGGAUGUCAAGGAAAAACUCUCCGCCAUCUUCGAAGCUGUCUACGCGACCGUCAACAAGAGCUAAAUCAUGGCCAGCCACACAGUCUAACACACCAAUCCUGAACCUGUCAGUUCUCGACCAUUCCCCUAUCAUCUCCAUUCCCAGUUUUCACCGACAUCCUCCUACACGCAGCAGAUGCCUAAUUGAUGCACUUCCUCGCAACAAAAUGGCUGGACUCAUGCUCUUUAACUCGCUUGUUUGGGCACCUUUUUUUUUUCAAGCAUGACAGUCAUAACUACUUACACUCUCAACACAUGCAUGCUUUCAUUGUCAGAGACUGACCAUUUUUGUGCAUUCAUAUUAAUGGAUUAUCAGAAGUGGCUCUGUGUGAUGAUGCUUGUCUCAUAGAAACUCAGCUUUGGCAAAAUACAGCUGAAUAAACAUGUUUAUGAAACCA